GGUUUUUGCAGCAGUAUCGCCGCUUGUUAGAUGCAAAUGAACAGUUUUUAAAGUGAAAACAGCGUUUGGAUGUCAGUGGUUCAGGAGGGGAAGGAGAAAACCCUCUCUGCGCAUGCUCAGACUGCGCUCCCCGUCUUAUUAAUUUUUAAUGGAAAAUGGCUGCGUUUCUUAUCCAAACCUCUGGAGCAGGGAAAUAAAAACGCGUCCAGCCGAACCAUCUCGCGUCUUCUUAACGUUCACACCGACACAAUCCGAUGUGGUGAUCACUCGCUAGCUGGCCGAUGUCCUGUGGUGCGAAAAUAUUUGGGGAAAUGGAUGGACUCGCGCUUUGAGAGAUGAAAGAUCAUUUUUCUCCUUAACCCUUUCUGCUCCGAGAUCUGCGAACAAUCGAGCAGACGAUGAUGCGCCAGGUGACAAGCAGUGACUUCUGCAUGAAUAGCAGGCCGUCGUGCUUAGCAGAGGACGGCCACCACCACCCCGCCUCCCACUUUGACCUGUGCACCUCCCAGUCCAACAAGUUCUACCCUCCUCCCCCUCCGUCGUCCCUUCAGAUGGCACUGACGCCCAUGGCCUUACCCACCCAGAGUCACAAGCCCAUGGUGUGCCAGAGACAGGAAGUGCUUGGGGGUGACCCCCGCUCAUCUGGAAAAAUACCAGGCAUUAAAAGCACUGAUCAAGCACCAGAUGACCCCAAGAAGAAGAACAAAGCUGUUGGGAAGACAGGCAGACGCGGGAGGCCUUUGGGAACCACCAAGCUAGCCGGAUACAGAACCAGUACGGGACGACCCCUCGGCACCACCAGAGCCGCUGGUUUCAAGACAAGCCCUGGAAGACCGCUAGGUACAACCAGAGCAGCGGGGUACAAGGUCAGCCCCGGACGGCCUCCUGGCAGCAUCAAAGGCCUCUCUCGCCUCAACAAACUGGCUUAUGGUAGCACCUGCAGUGGAGCUGCUUUCCCCUAUCCGCUACCACACAAAGAAAUCCUCUGUGAACCUUCCUGCAAAGAGAAGACGGCUAAUGAGUAAAAGCUCUACCCUGUUUCUACUCACCCUCCAUCAGUGGAAUAAGAGACGCACGUGUACAGGUUUCCUGCCAGAUACUGGGGGUGACUAUUCUUUCCCAGUCUGUUGUGAGGCUGAGAGGAGGAGAUUUUCUAUGAUUCGUGUUGGUGUCAUCUGUGUGCCUGCCACCUGAUAUAAUACUGUUAGUUUUUCAGUGUUACUGCUGGAGAUCUAUAGCCUGUGAAGGGUUUAACUACUCAUUGCUGUAUCCGUUUUCUUGGGAAAAAAAGUAAUACCUGAUGUUCAUUGAGCAAGGGGCUUUUAUCUUACUAACAACUGUAGUGGUCAUUCAUGACAAGUUUCAUUUUUAGUGUGCUAUAUGUUGCAUUUUAACAUCAACAAAUGAUUGAAACAUUCAUAUUAAAAUGUUUAAUUACUGUAAACAAAGGAGACCAUAGGUGAGAGGAUUGAUAACCACAAUUAUGUGAUGUACAGCACAAAACAAGGACAAAUUUUCCUUUGCAUGUCCAUUACACUACAAUUUGAAUAUCAUAUCAGCUUUUGUUGUUGGAUAUACACUCUUGUUCUUGCUCUUUAAACAAACACAUGCAAAGCAAGAAAGAAUGGAAGAGAGGGACAAGUAGCAGUGCUGUCUUUGCAGCAGGAAGGUUUGUUGGAAAUAGUAGUCUUUAAUUUAAAACAACAAAAUGCUAUAUGUAGUAC
Seriola dumerili (greater amberjack) is the source of this 1724-nucleotide messenger RNA. RefSeq names its product chromosome unknown C5orf24 homolog (gene cunh5orf24). The record is from RefSeq and is a predicted model, not a curated record. Bases 399 to 1025 code for a protein of 208 amino acids. Lineage: Eukaryota; Metazoa; Chordata; Actinopteri; Carangiformes; Carangidae. The transcript has 2 exons.